UGCCGCUGCUGCUGCUGCUGCUGGCGGUGUUGACGUCGGUGAGCUUCAAGUGCGGUUUCUCGUCUUCUCGUCAGGGUGAAUCAGCGAGGAGGCGAGCAUGGAAGAGGAGGGGGAUAUCUACCCGGAGAUGAGGCAUUUUCCUCUGCCGUGGCCUCUCCCCAGGCUCCGCUCGCACAGUGACACCUCCGGAUUCCGCUCAAGAGUGCUGCUCAGGCUCCGGGGAGCCCGCUCAGUUGAUGGGUUGGAGAAGUCAUCAUCAUUGGCCAGCUGUGACGUGGUGGUGGACAGCGCCACCAAUACCCAGAAUGCCGCUGCGUCACGGCAGCAGCGAGGCAAACUGUCAUCACUAGGAAAACUUUUCAAACCCUGGAAGUGGAGGAAGAAAAAGACCAGUGACAAGUUCCAGGAUCUUUCCAAAGUUUUAGAAAGAAAAAUUUCCACCAGGCAAACGAGGGAGGAGCUGAUCAAGAAAGGAGUUCUCAUCCCUGACCAAGAUGAACCGAUCAGCAGUGAAAAUCUCAACGGCCAUGCCACAUCCAGUGUGAGAUCGGAGGAGGUCAAAGUUGACAUUGAGUUUCCAGAGACGCUGCUGGAGGAACAGGCCACCGGGCCCAUCAGCACUGAGGACAAAACAGAGAGGUGUAAUGCUAAACCCCUCACCCGGGCAAACCAGGUGCGACCUCGAGACAUGCAAGCUAAAAGACAGCAAAGUGCCACUCCGCCUGCCUCUUCCAAACCUGCGGGUGGCACUGCAGCCACAACCAGGCUCAGAGAGGGGACUAAAAAGACAGCUAAAACCGCUGGCAAGACAGCCUCGUCCACUCUGGCUAAGGCUAACCCGCGGAGCGCUAACAACGCUAGUCGCGGGAUCGCCAAAUCCUCCCAUCCAAAGAAGACAGGAGGCAUAACAAAAACUACCCCUGCCUCCACCUCCACCCCUCGUUCUCGCGCACCUAAGGACGCAAGUGCUGCGGCACAGACUGAUGGGACAGAUGCAAGGACCAACCGGAAAUCAGACACUCCAGUCUCUUCCUCUGUACCUCAAAAGGCCUCCGCAGAGACUCCUAGCCAGCCUGGGGGGUUCAAAUCUUUACCCCUUUCCUCAGACACCAAGUCUGCCUCAUCUAAAGCCUCAGGCAGUGAGACAGAGGGAACUCAGGCUGCUUCUCAAUCUGCUUUCAAUGCCUCCUCUGAGGAUGAGGAAACCCGCAAAGGUAUGGCUCCUGAACCCACAGUCCAGUCUCCCCAUGUCAGCGCUGCUACAGAGGACACUUCCUUCACAGAGGGAGAGACAGACAGCAGCCCACAUGGGGGGAAACAGGGGAAGGAAAGGGAAGGAGGAGAGGAUGAAAAGAAGAAAGAAGAAACAGAUUUUGCUGUGAACGGCCCAAGGUCAGCAGAAGGCCAAGCUCAAAAGCCACAGGGCCUGAGUGUGAAAACAGAGCAGGCCAAAGUGACAGUGAUCCCUGAUAGGCCGAGAGACGGCCAGACUAGUGACUCUGACUCUGACGGCCCAAUCCUGUACAAGGACGAGGAGGAAGAAGAGGAGGAGGAAGACGAGUACACAAAUAGCUCUCUGGCCAGCAAGAUCCGCCGACGAGACACCCUUAACAUCAAGCUUGGGAACCGACCCAGCAAGAAAGAGCUGGAGGAGAAAAACAUUCUGCCACGCAGCUCCGAGACAGAGAGACACGAGCUGCGACAGCAGAUAGGCUGCAAACUAGUCAGGCGUCUGAGCCAAAGACCCACGACAGAGGAGCUGGAGCAGAGAAACAUCCUCAAGCAAAAGAAUGAGGCAGAGGAGCAAGAAGCCAAGCAAGAGAUUAAAAGGAGACUCUCCAGAAAGUUGAGCGUGAGGCCUACAGUGGCAGAGCUCGUUGCUCGCAGGAUCCUGCGUUUCAAUGAGUAUGUGGAAGUAACGGACGCCAAGGAUUAUGACCGGCGGGCGGACAAACCCUGGACACGGCUUACUCCCGCUGACAAGGCUGCUAUCCGUAAGGAGCUGAAUGAGUUUAAGAGCCGUGAGAUGGAGGUUCAUGAAGACAGCAAACAGUUCACCAGGUUCCAUCGACCCUAAGCGCUCUCGCUGCCCCCUGGACGUCAGCAUCACAAGCUCUCUGGUCCACAGCUCCCAGCAGUCUCCCGGCCCUCCAGACCCCUCAGUCCACUUUGCUUUGGGAUCCUCUUGCCCCUGAUGUAUUUAUGUGUAUAGUGACAGCUUACAGGUGUGUCUUAAGGCCUUGGCCAUCCAUGGGCAUCAGUGAAACACUUCACACAUAUCCGUUGUCAGAACAGUGGUGUGUGUGUACAGCACUCUGAUUAGAACCGUUUGUUCAUUGUAGAAGGCCGGACCCUGCUGGUAUAUGAUGGGGGGUUUGUUUUUUUUUUUUUUUUUGGUUCACUUCAGGCCUUGUAAUGAGAGGUUCUGGGGAGGAAGACGGGCAAAAUGACCCUCAUAGUAAUGAAUGUGGCCCAAGUGUACUAUACACCUUGUGUACAUGCCUUGGUAUGCCUUGUCGUAAACUGCUAAAUGACCAUAUAUGGGCAUCAUCCCAAAACAGGAAAUGGGAGGGAUUGGAUGGCAGUGUGCUGAUGUCAGGGCCUGUGUCAUAGAUCAGAGGGGAGGUGAGGUAAGUGGUUCUGCUCAGAUGUGCCUCUCCGAGUUGAAUCUGAAAUACUGCAGUUCAUUUUUAGACAUAUUUAAAGUGUAUUGCCACUAGAGGGCAAUAUAUCAUCAAUUAUCAAGAGUUAUGGCCUGGAAGGAUGAAGAUGUGUAUGCAGAGGAAGAAUAAAGUGCAAGUAUUAUAUUUAUAACUGCUGAAGCUGAGGGAGCGGUGGGUACCCGAUGCAUCACGAGCAAUGGAAAUGACUCCCAAUUCACGCCAAAUCUAACCCUUCAGCACUCUUCCUGAUGAUACAUGAUCAUAUAUCCUGUGUUGAGUUAUUAAGUACAGGCGCCUGAUCACAAAGUGCUGGUCUUGCUGUUUAGAGGAUCUACUUUUCAUGCUUUGUCUUAAUUUUUUUCAAUUAAGGCUUUUGGCCGGAGCUCUCAGUCAGAGUGACUUGGUGCCAAAGAAAGAGCAGGAAUUUGAUUGCACAAUGGUCUUCUUAUUUGAAGGUUUACUGGUUUGAUUUUGUUGGGUGGACUUCAUAUAAAGGUUUUACAAAUAUAGAGCAGUCACUGAUUUCAACCGUGAGCCAAUCAACUGGCCUCUUGAAGGAAUGGAGAAGUACUUCACUUUCCAUUUCUUGAAACAUGCUUGUGCAAUUUAAUCUAUCAGCUGGUGAUAGUUAAGUAAGUGGCCUUUUUACACCUUGCCCUAACAUGCACCUUGAAUCCACCUGUAAUGGUCUGUUCUUAUCAACACAAAGCUGGAUUUCUCUUUAUACCGCAAAACUUUUGAAUUUUACCAUGAACCCGAGAAUGUAAAGGAACUGUCCAGUGUUUUGGGAAAUACUCUAAAGCUGAAAUGAUUAGUCAGUACAUUGAUUGGUGAACAACAGAAAAUGGACUGUUGGUUGGAUAAAAACGAGCAAUUGGAAUUGAAAUUGAAGUCAUCAGCUUGGGCUCUGAGAAAUUAUAAUUGGCAUUUUAACAAAGAAAAUACUUGUCAUGUUAAUUUAGAUCAAAACAAUCAUUAGUUGCUGCUCUAAGUGUUAGAGGAGAAGA
Xiphias gladius (swordfish) is the source of this 3670-nucleotide messenger RNA. It is a transcript of the gene phactr2, whose product is annotated as phosphatase and actin regulator 2. The record is from RefSeq and is a predicted model, not a curated record. NCBI's taxonomy places the organism in Eukaryota, Metazoa, Chordata, Actinopteri, Istiophoriformes, Xiphiidae. The transcript has 13 exons. Gene Ontology annotation, biological process: actin cytoskeleton organization. The coding region runs from base 98 to 2077 and encodes 659 amino acids. Gene Ontology annotation, molecular function: actin binding.